AACGCUUGAUAUUAUCAAUACAACGAGAAUAAAAAAUUUCCCAUCACAUAAGCCUAGAUUUUUUUUGUCUGUUUUAGAAGGCAAGAUCUAGAAGUUGGCUUAGUUUGGUCCGUAAUUCAGAAUCCAAGAGUCCAUGCCGAUAUAUUUUUCGGAGAGUGUUAUUAUUGCGUCAUCUGUCCCCUAUUCCUUCGCACGGUCUGUCACUUUGCCAAACUUGUAGCGUAAAAUAGAAAUAUCUUCUUCGUGGACUGUCUAAAAUUAGUACAGUAGUGAAUCUACGUUCGUAGCCGUUUUUCAUUUAUUGAACAGGUCAUCAAGAUCUAUAGGACCAUGGCUUCCAUUUUCCAAUGACAAAGAAACAGGUUAGUCAGGAUAAAAAUGGAGGAUAAAGAACAAAUGGUAGAUGGAGACGAUGAUGCUAUGGAAUCAGAACUGGAGGGGAGUGAAAAGCCUGAGGGAGGGUGGGGUUGGGUGGUUUGUUGUGGUACCUUCAGCGUCAACUUUAUAGUGUUCGGUAUUCAUAACUCAUUUGGUGUGGUGUACGAGUACCUGGUAGAUGAACAUCACAUGGGGGAAGCUGAGACAGCUUGGGUUGGUGCAAUGGCUGGUUCCCUUAACUUCUUGUGUGGUCCACUGACAAGUAUUCUUUGUGAUCGCUUUGGAUUUCGUCGAGUAGCAUUUGUUGGGGCCCUUCUAUCUGUGACUGGACUUUUUCUUACGUCACUUGUGACUAGCUUGCAUUACAUGUACCUCACUUAUGGACUUCUUUGGGGGGUAGGGUCCAGUCUUUCCUUUGUACCUUCCAUUGUGAUGUUAGGUGAAUACUUUGAUAAAAGACUGGCACUAGCCAAUGGAUUAGGUACAAGCGGGAGUGGAGUGGGUUCAUUGGUAGCCUCACCUGCGAUUAACUACUUACUGCGGGUCCUUGGAUGGAGUAACUCUCUGCGCAUACUCAGUGGGGUUGCAGCAUUUCUUGUUGUGGCAUGCUUCCUCUAUAAACCGGUAAAAACAAGACGGCGUGAAAGAGCCGUGACAAAACAGUGCAGCCAGUUGUGUGACAUUUCAAUUUGGAGGAACCGGCCUUACGUAGCCUGGGUACUAACAGUAGCGUUAUUCCAGUUCGGAUAUCCAGUCCCUUUCGUCCAUUUGGUGAAAUACGCCGAUGACCUUGGUAUCCCGCCUUCCAAAGGAGCAUGGCUGGUCGGAUUCCUUUCCAUCAUGUCUACUGUGGGGCGUGUGAUUUUCGGAAAGAUCUGUGAACUGCGAUGGGUCAACAAGGUUUAUGUUUACCAGUUUUCAGUGUUUACCAUAGGACUUAGCACGAUGAUCUGUCCAAUCACAGAGGGGUAUGCGGGUCUCGUGACCUACUCUCUUGUGUUUGGUUUUUUCGAUGGAUGCUUUGUUGGGCAAGUGGCUGUAAUCACCGGAGAAAUUGCAGGAAAGAACAGGCUUUCGCAAGCAGUGGGAAAUAUGUUUGGGGUUUUGGCCAUCCCUAUGAGUUUUGGACCGCCGGUCGCAGGCUGGCUUUAUGAAGCUACAGGCUCUUACCACCAAGCAUUCUUUGUGUGUGGGAGUGUGGCCAUCAUGGCUUCUCUACUUGUUUUCGUCGUGUCUCGCUUAGAUCGAAAUCAAAAAAGAGGAAGUAAAAAUACGGACUUAAACAAUGUAUGCAGGUAUGAAGUGAGUUUUGAAAGUGAAAUGUCUACCAUACUUGGAGAGAAAACAUCCCGUGAAGUCCUCAUCGUCACAGACAAAGAAACUGUUCUGUACGAGAAAAAGGAACAGGGAAGGGAGGGUGAGGAAGAAGAUGGGGUUGGGAAAGGGUUUGGGGUAGUCUUGUACCCAGACCUUCAACGGCGAAACGGUCAAUUGCAGUCUGGGCUCGAGAUUGGGUGGAUGCGUCUGCGCGUUAAGAAGAAACAGCUACGUUCAAUUUUCCUGGAGCUUCGCUCGGAAAACUGUUCGCGUCUCGGAACAGAUAAUGUUCGCGGAGAAAUAUCCGUUCACAUUUCGCGCCAUAUGGAGGUUUUUGUUUAUCAUGACCAUAAUUUUACAGACGUGCGUAGCGUAGCACCCGGUAGCCACAGGGGGGCUCAAAAAGAGAGCCUUCUAGUGAUAUACGACAAUCUGAUCAAAAGUGUCUGGGUGGUUUCUCAUCUAUAUCCUGAGGAACACAAUGAGAUUCACCAGCUAGGUUCGGGUUGUGAAUCGAUUUACUGUGAUCGAGAAAUGAAAAGUGAAAAACAAGCAGAUGGUGGACUUAGGGGGAAAUCGACAAGUCGAGACGGCGGCUACGGAUGGGUAGUUUGCUGUGGGACUUUCAUUGUAAAUUUUGUGGUAUUCGGAAUUCACAACUCAUUUGGUGUUGUGUAUGUUAACCUACUCGAUGAUCUACAACUUGGUGAGAUGCAAACAGCGUCGAUCGGUGCCAUGGCUAUGGGGUUGAACUUCUUCUUUGGUCCUAUAUCAAGUGCACUGUGUGAUCGUUUUGGAUGUCGCGUUGUGUCCUUCGCUGGCGCGUUGCUGUCCGUAUCAGGGUUGUUCCUAACUUCGUUCAUACAAGAAGUUCAUAAAAUGUAUGUGACCUACGGACUUGUAUGGGGAGUGGGUUCUAGUUUCUCCUUCGUGUCGUCCAUCGUUGUCCUUGGUGAGUACUUUAAUAAAAGACUGGCGCUCGCCAAUGGGAUUGCAACAUCCGGGAGUGGCGUAGGCUCUCUUGUUGCCGGGCCGGUCAUAAAUUACCUACUGGGAUCUGUUGGAUGGAAAAACUCCAUGCGCAUUUUGAGUGCGUUUGCUGGACUGUUGUGGUUUGCGGCUAUGAUCUUUAAGCCAAAGAAAAAUCUUCAGUCUACUGGGCAAAGAAGAGAACGUACCAAGUUAUUUGAUACAUCAAUAUGGAAGAAUAAAGCGUAUGUUUUGUGGGUCACUACUGUAGCCGUGUUUCAAUUUGGUUAUCUGAUUCCAUUUAUUCACCUGGUGAAGUAUGCCGAAGAUUUAGGAGUACCAAAAUCUAAAGGCGCAUGGCUAAUUGGCUUUCUGUCAAUUACCUCAACACUUGGACGAGUGGUAUUCGGCAAAAUUUCCGACCUGAAAUUUGUCAACAGGCUCUACAUGUACCAAUUUUCGAUAUUUUCCAUUGGAUUGACCACCCUCUUGUGCCCUCUGGCCAAAAACUAUGCAGGACUUGUGAGUUAUACUUUGAUAUUCGGAUUUUUUGACGGAUGUUUUGUUGGCCAAGUUGCAGUGAUUACAGCUGAUGUGGUCGGACACGAUAAACUUUCUCAAGCAGUGGGAAACAUGUUUGGAACUCUGGCGAUACCAAUGAGUCUUGGACCUCCGCUCGCAGGUUGGCUGCAUGAAGCAUUCGGCACCUAUGAUAAAGCAUUUUACAUUGCCGGUUCUGUGGCGAUAUUUUCUUCUCUCUUGAUUUUUGGUGUAAACUAUAUGAUUCGAAAGCAGUUUACAGAAAGGGAAAUUGAGGAGCAGUUGGGAUUAAAAAGCGACACUUCGCUGAGUGUUUCUGAAGCUGAAACAGCUUCUGACUCUGCUUACAAAGAUACAGAAUCAAAGCCGAUGCUGGAAGAGGAAGAGUACGUGGCCGUCAAUAAAUUUUGCAAGCUGCACUGUGCGUUAAGAACAAGCAAGGCACUUCUUGUGGUCGAC
This is a messenger RNA of Stylophora pistillata, 3663 nucleotides long. RefSeq names its product monocarboxylate transporter 10. Gene Ontology annotation, biological process: transmembrane transport. NCBI's taxonomy places the organism in Eukaryota, Metazoa, Cnidaria, Anthozoa, Scleractinia, Pocilloporidae. Gene Ontology annotation, molecular function: transmembrane transporter activity. The record is from RefSeq and is a predicted model, not a curated record.